Molecule: messenger RNA, 3973 nt
Organism: Gymnodraco acuticeps
Lineage: Eukaryota; Metazoa; Chordata; Actinopteri; Perciformes; Bathydraconidae
Gene: ccdc66
Product: coiled-coil domain containing 66
Exons: 21
Coding region: 167-2788 (873 amino acids)
Biological process (GO): cilium assembly
Cellular component (GO): cilium; microtubule
Molecular function (GO): microtubule binding
Source: RefSeq, a predicted model, not a curated record
ACCAACGUACACAAUUUAACAACCUGGAACUGUGGUGUGACUGGACUGACAGGGUGGACAGUCCAGAGCUGGACAUAAGCCCUAUUAUUACAUUAAUAAUCAAAUAUGUGUUAACCGACUGUUCCUUAUGUCAUAACGGUUUCGGUAAAAACACAUUUCUGCCGGCAUGAAUCUCGGAGACGGCCUGCUGUUUGAACUUGAAAAUGGAAAACCCAAGUUGAUUUUACUCAGUCAUGGCGCUGAGAAGAAUCCAGCAAAGCAGCUGUCUUUCAAACCCAGAGCGGCUAACAUCCUGAACUCCAGGCAGCCGUCCUGUGUUGAGGAGGCGCAGGGGGGGGAGCGUCCAGCCCGGCAGCAGCUGGGGAGGCGUAGAGAAACCAAGAGCAAAGCAGGAGGAGCAGCCGCCUCCUUCACCUCCAACACCACCACCGGAGGGAGGAGCUCCACACUUUCCUCAUCCAAGACACAUGAAUAUCUCAAAGGGGGCAACGUCAAGGUUGUUGCCAAGGUGAAGUCAGACAGACAUAAGCACAGCACGACCGUUGGCUCCCUGAGAACCAAUGGGAAAACAGCUCAGCCUCAGAGCAGUGGAACACAGGCCGGUGGGAAGGUAGGACUGAAGGACUCGCAGGCCGGUGGACACGCAGGACUGAAGGACAGUGUGGUGUGUCUGACCAGCGAGCAGCUACAGCACAUCCUCCACAGCGUCCACACCUCCAACCAGAGCCAACACACACCAGAGGAUCCCACGCGCCAGGACUCCAAAACUGGAUCCUUAAUAAAUGGAGGACGGGGAAGUGGAGAGAUGAAGGAGGAAGACAGAGGAGGAGGAACAGAUAAUACUGCAACAUCUCAGGAUAAAGACAACAGGUUAUCUGGAUGUCCGUUCAGCUGGCUGGAAGAGCGACAGACCCUCAGCAGAGCAACCAACGACGCCAAGAAGGCUCAGUGGAGGAGAGAACUAGAUGAGCAAGUGGCUCUAAAGCAGCAGCAGAGUUCAGCUCCUGGCAGACUUCAGGCAGAGGACGACACAGAGAGUGUGUAUUCAGUUCAGAGCUCCAUCAGCCACAGAGAUCAGCCUGCAGCCAUCAGAUCCAGCCUUAGGCUCGGGGAGGUCACCCCGAUGGAGGAGGUGCUGUGUGUGGAGAGGAGGGAGGAGCAGAGGAGGCGCUGGUUGGAGGAGCUGGACCGACAGAGGGAGGAGACGAGUGAACGCAGGAGACGAGAGAAACUGCUGCAGAGCCAGACGGAGGAUCACGAGCUCUGGGCCGCACACUUUGACUCUCUGCAGAGACGGCCUCCUGUGCAGACGGCUGCUCCUUCAGCUCCACCUGCAACCCCGUCCCGUCUCUCUGAGCAGGGGGAGUGGGACCCCUCCUCUAGCCUGUCUCUGGUCUGGGAGGCUGCCAGCAGCUGUGGAGCGGAAAGUGUUGUAGGGGCCAGCAUAGAUACAACCAGCGGGUACCCGGGCAGAGCCAGCCAUCUGAGGACCAUGACCGCCCUGCUGGAUCCCACCCAGAUAGAAGAGAGAGAGAAGAGGAGGCUCAAACAGCUGGAUCAGCAGCGAGCGAUUGAGGCCCAGGUGGAGGAGCGACGGCGGCAGAAGGAACAAGAGGAGGCGAGGAGAAGAGAGGAAGAGAAAGAGGACGAGAGGAGGGUGGCGCUAGAGAGGGAGAUGCUGGAGAGACAGUACGAGAUCGACACACAGAGGGAGAAGCAGAAGUCGACCAACCUGGCAGAGCAGCUAGAGAAAGAUGACGAUGACAAGAAGAGCCAGCAAGACAUGCAGGUGCCCAGCGCAGUAAAUAGGCAGAGCGAGUGUUUCGAGAGGGAAGAGGUCAGCAGUUCAGCCUCCCCAUACAGAGACACUGCUGUACAGACAGAAGCAGCUGCCACAGUUCAGACUCCUGACGUCGCUGCACAGUACCAGCCCUCCCCCCCCCCUUCACCUGUGGCUCCUCCAAACAGCAGGACCCGAGCAAUGACAACCGGCAAGGAGAACAUCUGUCUACCUGAGGGAGGAGGAGGAGGUGGAGACCCGUAUGAGGCGUUUGCCAGAACAGACAGGAGCAGGAGGGACAAGAGGAGGCCGGAGUGGAACACACAGAGGUGCAAACAGCCCAGCCGGCAGUUUGUCCCCGCGUCGGAGCGCUACCCAGCGGCUCUGCAGAGGAACAGGCAGGAGAGCCGGCAGAGGAGGCAGGCUGAGCUCCUCGCUCUGCAGGAGAGGACCUGCCUGUCCAGGGCCGACCCCCCUCCUCCUCUUCCUCCUCCUCCUCAGCAGCGGGAGCUUUCUGUCCCCUCCAACCCCACACAAACCAGAACCAGUCCCACCAGGAAGGUGGAGAGUGUUUCCAGAGGACUCAGCAUUGCUGCAGCCGUCAGCCCUGAGAGUGGGCGCUCUCCCCCCCUCCCCGCUGUCAGACUCAGAGUCCAGGGUCAGCCGGUGCCUCCUUCCUCCUCCUCUCCUCCUCCUCUGGAGUUCAUUCCUUACGUCCGCACUGAUGAAGUCUUCAACCUGGACCCACUGGAGCCUGCUGACACCCCCCCGCCUCAAACACACACAGAAGCUCCUUCGAUCUCAGCGUCUCCUCCCUCACAUCGACUCCUCCACCCUGAACUGCUGCGCAACACACACACACACCGACAGCAGGAGAUCCUCCGAGGCCUGGCCCAGCUACGGCAGGGUUUAUUACAGAAGCAGAGGGAGCUGGAGACUGAUCUGAAUCCUCUCCUGAAGCGCCAUGACAAAGAGCAGCUGCCACCCUCGUCAACGCACCGCAUGUGACCUUUCACCCCUCCUCCGUGUGUGUUCCUGAGUCAGGAUAAAGAAGAGACUCUACAGUGUUUGAACCGGUCGUCAUGGAGAACCUUUAACAGAAUCAGGAGCUCGUCCAUCACUUUGAAACUGGAUGUGCCACAAACGAGUUUACUACACUAAAGUGCAUCAGAGUGAAUCCGACAGUUGUCCUUAAUUGUUGAAUGUAUUAGUAAGGCCUGGAAGAUGAGAGAAAAACAAUUGUGGUGAUGUUUUUUCUCAGUUUGAUUCAUAACCUGGUCUGAUCCCAAGUGUUUCCUGUGUUUACUUAAAAACAGGUGGACAAAUAGACUGGAUUUUCUGUUUUGAGUUGCGAAACUCCCCAUCAAAUGGGAAACCAGCUGAUCUUUUGUCAGCACCCAAACAGAGGAAUGUCUGCACUUCCUCCAAUGUGAGUAGUACUGCACGCUGAAGUUUUAGCCAGCUGUCCUUUCUGAAACGUCACCUUUAAAUAUCGGCUCUGAUCGCCUGGAACCUUGUAUGUGGUGCUACGAAAAAAAUAUCUAUUUAAAACCAAAAAGUAGAGCCUGAGUAAAGCGGUAGCAUUGGUCUCUAUUAGAACAUUAAUGGCGCAUUUCCACUACAGCGCGGUUUAAGCGUGCCGUGCCCGGCCCGUUUUUGGUUGCGUUUCCACUAGGCAUAGUUCCGCACAAACAGCUCACCAGUUUCACAAAAUUAAGAAAUAUUUAAUUAUUUAAAUCGGGUCCAUCAGUUCUACCUCAUUUGGAAGGUUUAAAGCACGAAGGCUGCUCUGAAGAUAAAACACCACUCGUGUUUUUUUCUCAACGAAUAAAACAAACACAUUUUCUCACUAACUGAAUUGAUUUAGUAACAUUUUAUGUAAAGACUGUAUUUUAAAAUGUAGUUUUUAAUGCACUUUCCAUGAAUGAGACUAACAAACAGGUGUGGAGCUCAAUGUUUAUUAAAAAUCAUGAAAUCAUUUUUUUUUGUUUCUUCGGCUUCUUGCUGGCAAGGAGCUUUGUUACCCUAUGCUUCUGUGUUUUGUGGGCUUAAAGGUCCCAUGACAUGCUUCUCCGGUUAUUACCCGUCCCCUUGCGUGUUAUGAAGGUGUUUCUGCAUGUAAACGGUCUGCAGAGUCACAAACCCUCAAAGUACACCCUGUAGCGAGUAAAACUCUAACACAGAAAAGACCUG